Molecule: messenger RNA, 648 nt
Organism: Daphnia pulicaria
Lineage: Eukaryota; Metazoa; Arthropoda; Branchiopoda; Diplostraca; Daphniidae
Product: putative nuclease HARBI1
Exons: 3
Coding region: 1-648 (215 amino acids)
Source: RefSeq, a predicted model, not a curated record
AUGGCAAACCGAUUCAUAAGAUGGACAAGGUUAGAAGACUACCAAGAACUAUCAAGAAAUUUUGAAAUUGUCAAUACUCUCGGGGCACUUGAUGCUUCGGAAUUUGAAAUCCGCCAACCCUUAAAUCAGCUGCCUUCAUACACCAGCAGAAAGUGUAAAACGACGAUAAAGCUACAGAUAGUAUCAACGCGUGAUUUAGAAAUCAUCGAUGCAGCAGUGGGAUUUCCCGGAAGUUUGGGAGAUAGUAGAAUUCUGAAAAACAGUCCUCUUUCCCAAGCAUUGGGUGUCAGGCUUGGCCAAACAGAUUACCAUAUCCUCGCUGAUACAGCCUAUCCUCUACGUGAACAUAUUCUUGUACCGUUUAGAAAUAAUAGAGAUCUAGAAGACCACGAAUUAGCAUACAACCGGGCCGUAAAAAGUGACCGUCAGGUUGUGGAGAGGGCAUUUGGUUUACUCAAGAUGAAGUGGCGACGGCUUAAAUUUUUAGACAUAUUCAAAAUGAAUUUACGUCAUGAUGGGUGGAUAGACGAUGCCCCACAAAUUGACGAUGAUGAUGAAGUCGAUCCAGACUAUGAGUUCGAUGAAGAACGGGAGACGGAAGCUGGUGUCGAAAAACGUCGACGCAUCGCUGAGGAGUUCAUCUUUUAG